ACGCUACUGCUAUACUAUAUAUAAAAUUUCCCGCACAUUGAUUUUACUUGUUUAUUUUAGCGAUAUAUACGGACCAUGCCGCCUACUACUACAAGGCUAACAAUAGACCUUGAUCCCAAAUCCCAUAAGAAAGUUAUAAAUAAUCAAUACAAAAUCGUCAAGAAAAUAGGCCAGGGUCAAUAUGGGAAAGUCCUCCUAGGUCAGAGCACAACUAAUGGUGAUUACGUUGCCAUUAAGACUAUAAACCGAAUAGAUAAAUCUCGGCUCCUUACCAAGAAUUAUGUUUCACCCAUCACCAAGAUCAAACGAGAAAUUCAAAUCAUGCAUGAAUGUAAUCAUCCCAAUGUUGUAAAAUUGUAUCAAGUAAUAGAUGACACCAAAUUCGACAAGAUCUUAUUAAUUUUGGAAUACUGCAAGUUUGGGGAAAUUGACUGGAAAAAUUAUAACCAUUAUUAUGAAAAAUAUACCUCGAAAAGGGAUCCACCAUUGACCCUAAACAAAAUCCUUCGUGAUGUUGUUCUUGGGUUAGAAUACCUUCAUUUCAAACGGAUAAUACACCGAGAUUUAAAACCGCUGAACUUAUUAAUUUCCAGUGAUAAUACCAUCAAGAUAUCUGAUUUUGGUGUUAGUGUAAUAUUUGAAAAUGAACAAGAUAUGAGUGAACUUGGCAAAACCAUGGGUACCCCGGCAUUUUAUGGUCCCGAGUUGUGCAGUUUCAUAAAUAACAGAUAUUCCAUGAUAAACAAUUCCAACCAUCAGCUUAAUAAAGUUAUUGACUAUAGGAUGGAUAUUUGGAGUUUAGGGGUCACUAUAUAUGCCCUUAUGUUUAAUGAUUUGCCAUUUAGUGGUAAUAAUGAAUUUGAAAUGUGUAAGAAUAUCUUGACUCAAGAAUUAAAGUUCCCUCGAGUACGACAAUCAUCAAAGUGUACCGCCAGUGAUAUGCAAGAAUUAAUUCUGUUUAAAAAUUUAUGCAAGUGCUUGCUUGCCAAGGAUCCAAACGAUCGAAUGACAUUGGCCCAAGUUAAACUACAUCUGUUUACUACAUUUGACUUGAAUGAUAAUGAGAAAUACAAAUAUAGAAAAUUUAAUAAUCCUUAUAUCCACCAGCAUAGUCAAGGAUUACCUUCACGAAUAAAGAAAUUCUUUUCAAAACAAAAGACUACCAAACCUACGUUACCUUCAGUUCCUGCUAGUUCGAUAAAUGCCUCGUCUAGCUCUGUCGAUAGAGCAAACAUAAGCCUAGAGCAUGUUGAUGAUUUGCUUGAUUCAUACCUUGAUGAUUCCUCAUCCAUGGGAAGUGUAGAGGAGGAAGAUUUUGACACCACUGAUAUAUUAGCUGAAAUCCAUUCGCCAUCACCUAUAGUUAAACCAUUACCACCACAACUUGACUUGACGUCAUCGGCACAUUCAUUCAUAAUUGGAGAGAGUUCGCCAAGUUCUGCAUAUUUCAGUCCCAUGAAACGAUACUUUAAUAAUAAUAACAAUAAUAAUAAUAAUAAUAAUAAUGAAUCACUGCCUGCUGUUAGUGAUUCGAAACCAACUAUCCUGUCAUUGACUCGUGAUUUUGGUGAGUUAGAUUUAAUACCGCCUCCAUCGAUGCAUAAAUCGACAACUCCUAAGUUAAGUCCAUCGAGAAAAAACUCAAUUUCUAGUAGUUCCAGUAGUUUAAAUUUGAACGGAUAUUUAACUGCUGAUGAUUACAGCCCACGAUCUCACUACAAACGAGGUCUGAGGGACGAAAAAAAGGAAGAACCUGAGGAGGAAGAGGAAGAUACUUUAAUAUUUGAUGAGUCUAUGAUUAGGAAUUAUAAUGGGAUGUCUGACUAUUUAGAUAAUAUAGAUUAA
This is a messenger RNA of Spathaspora passalidarum NRRL Y-27907, 1845 nucleotides long. Its product is annotated as serine/threonine protein kinase. The transcript has a single exon. Gene Ontology annotation, biological process: peptidyl-serine phosphorylation; autophagy. Gene Ontology annotation, cellular component: cytoplasm. Gene Ontology annotation, molecular function: ATP binding; protein serine/threonine kinase activity. The record is from RefSeq and is a predicted model, not a curated record. Bases 76 to 1845 code for a protein of 589 amino acids. NCBI's taxonomy places the organism in Eukaryota, Fungi, Ascomycota, Pichiomycetes, Serinales, Debaryomycetaceae.